Pelecanus crispus (Dalmatian pelican) is the source of this 500-nucleotide messenger RNA. NCBI's taxonomy places the organism in Eukaryota, Metazoa, Chordata, Aves, Pelecaniformes, Pelecanidae. The record is from RefSeq and is a predicted model, not a curated record.
CAUACAUGGCCUGAAGGUAAAUACACGAGCAGGGUCUGCUAAUAAUAGCAGUUCGGCAGUCUCGGAUUCCCUUCCAAGCAAUAGCUUAAAACAGUCUUCUGCAGAGCUGAAGAAAAUACUUGCAAAUGGCCAGAUGAAUGAACAAGACAUACGGUAUCGAGACAUCCUCGGUCAUGGCAAUGGAGGCACAGUCUACAAGGCAUAUCAUGUCCCUAGUGGAAAAAUACUAGCAGUAAAGGUGAUACCCUUAGAUAUAACACUGGAACUCCAGAAGCAGAUAAUGUCAGAGUUAGAAAUUCUUUAUAAGUGUGACUCAUCGUAUAUCAUAGGAUUUUAUGGCGCUUUUUUUGUAGAAAACAGAAUUUCCUUGUGUACAGAGUUCAUGGAUGGGGGUUCUUUGGAUGUUUAUAGAAAAAUUCCAGAACACGUACUCGGAAGAAUAGCAGUAGCUGUUGUGAAAGGCCUUACCUAUUUAUGGAGUCUAAAGAUUUUACACAGAG